Molecule: messenger RNA, 2489 nt
Organism: Juglans microcarpa x Juglans regia
Lineage: Eukaryota; Viridiplantae; Streptophyta; Magnoliopsida; Fagales; Juglandaceae
Product: GPI mannosyltransferase 1
Exons: 5
Coding region: 912-2222 (436 amino acids)
Biological process (GO): GPI anchor biosynthetic process
Cellular component (GO): glycosylphosphatidylinositol-mannosyltransferase I complex; membrane
Molecular function (GO): GPI mannosyltransferase activity; alpha-1,4-mannosyltransferase activity
Source: RefSeq, a predicted model, not a curated record
GCAGGCCUUAACGAGCCUUAGCCGAAUCGAGUUGACUCGAGUUUUGUCGGGUAUGUGUCAUUUACUAAUCGAGCGGGUAUAUGCUUUUACGGGUGAGUUUUUUUUUUUUUUUCACGAGUCGAGUUUAAUUCGAGUUUAACCGGGCGAGUACUGAGCAGGCUAUUGAACAAACUGGUUCAUUUACAGCCCUACUACUGGAUGUUUGGGUUGUCCCUCUUUUAUGUUGGGAUUUGUAGUUGAGUGAUUUGAUGAUUGGUUGACGAUGGGAGGGGCUCUUGUUUAUAAUGUUGUGGUCGGAGGAAGGAAUGCUUGUAAAAAUGUGAGUUGGUGUUCCAAUCGGCCAGCGGUCCAAAUAAACAGAAAUCGACGUUGGUUUGUUUGAUUAGGGUUUUAAUUGUGAAUAGACUAAACUAAUAUAUUUAUAUUUUUUAUUUUAUUCUUAUAUAAAACGACUAUGUUUAACUUAAGUUGGUUAAACGAUGCGCCAUUUUAUAACUAUAUGUUAGAAAAGAUAAUAAUAAAAAUAACGAUGUUUGGAUUAAUGCACCAAAUUGUGUCGUUUUGGGUUAGAGCUCGAGUCCCCUCUCCCGUCUUCUUCAUUUAUUGUCUCCUCCCGUCGUCUAUCACACUAUCUCUCUCUCAUCUCUCAAACCUCUUACAGUCGCAAGCAGCUCUCCCUCAGCCGGCCUCCGUUUGGUUUGGCUGUCCCAUCUCUCUUUAUCAUCUCUCAGACUUGUCACUUCUUGUGUCACUCAUCUCUCUCUCUCUCUCUCUCUCUCUCUCUCACUCAUCUCUCUGUUCGGUUGAAUCUUUCCCCCUUUACGCCGGUAAUCACGUCACCCCAACACCGCUCUCUCUCUUGCAUUGUUGAUUUCCCAUCGGUGUCCCAUAACCAGUCACAUACAGGAGCAAUGACUUCAGUAAACAUUCGUGCACUGCUUCUAUUCUCCGCAAUUUUUCGUGUGAUUCUUAUUCUCUAUGGAGAAUGGCAAGAUAGUCAUAUGGAGGUUAGAUACACAGAUGUUGAUUACCUCGUCUUUUCUGAUGCUGCUUCUUUAAUGGCUUCAGGAGAUUCCCCAUACAAAAGAACAACAUAUCGUUACUCUCCUUUGCUCGCAUUUCUACUUAUUCCAAAUACAAUCAUUCAUCGCUCAUGGGGGAAAUUUCUCUUUUCAGCUUCUGACUUGCUUGUGGGCUUGUUUAUCCGAUCCAUUUUGAAGCUACGCAGGGUACCUGAGAAUCUAUGCACCUAUUCUGUGAUGAUAUGGCUCCUCAAUCCAUUUACCUUCACUAUUGGAACUCGUGGGAACUGCGAGCCCAUUGUUUGUGCUGUGAUUUUGUGGAUCAUUAUCUGUCUUAUAAAUGGUAAUGUGUUGCAAGCUGCAUUUUGGUAUGGGCUUGUUGUCCAUUUUAGAAUUUAUCCCAUCAUCUAUGCACUUCCUAUUAUCCUGAUUCUUGAUUCAAACUUCUUCCAUUCUGGUCAGAAGCCAUUCCUUAGUUAUUGGACUGCUGGUCAUGGAAAGACAACCCAAAGCAGUACUGAUGUGACUUGUCACUGCAAUAUGCAGAAUGUAUUGACGAAAAUAUUUACUAGGCAGAGAGUUAUGUUUGGACUGGUAUCUGCAAUUGUUUUCUUUUCUUUCACUGGUCUUUUCUUCUACUUGUAUGGGUGGGCGUUCUUACAUGAGGCACUGUUGUACCAUCUUACUCGAACAGAUCCAAGACACAACUUUUCUGUCUAUUUCUAUCAUAUAUAUCUCCAAUAUGAAAAUGAGAUUUCCGUUCUGGAAAAGCUCAUCUCUUUCUUGCCUCAGUUCAUGGUACAGCUGGUUCUCAUUUUCUGCUUUGCACAGGACUUCCCAUUCUGUUUUUUUGUGCAGACUGUGGCCUUUGUAGCAUUUAAUAAGGUAAUUACGGCACAAUACUUUGUGUGGUUCUUUUGCUUGUUGCCUCUAAUUCUACCAUGGAGCAGUAUGAAGCUUAAAUGGGAAGGCAUAUGUUGCUUUUUUGUGUGGAUGGGAGCUCAAAUCCAUUGGUUGAUGUGGGGGUAUAUGCUUGAAUUCAAAGGCAAGAAUGUCUUCCUACAGCUUUGGAUGGCAAGCUUGGCGUUCCUGGCUGCAAAUACUCUUGUACUUAUCAUGAUCAUUCGCCACCAUCGGUACUCUCCAGUAUUUCGACAUCUAGAGCUCGAGAGUUCCAAGAACUCAGUAAAACUUGAGUGAGGGAUGAGACCCCAUGACUGUCCAAAGUUGAGAAUCGGUAUGGUCUUCCGCAACGUCAUCGGCUAUUGCUUUGGGAAUGUACAACCAAUAUUUUAACACUUGAAAAGGAUCUUGAAUGGGUUAUGGUAACCAUAGAGCGUUCAAAACCCAUUAUCUUGUGUCCCAAGAUAUGGGAUGGUACAGUUGUAUCCAAACCUUUUCAUGCCUUCCUCGGGCAUUGUGUUAAAAGAUCAACUAUUGAUCUAAAAGUUCUAGAAUUUUUGGAUA